Molecule: messenger RNA, 862 nt
Organism: Nymphaea colorata (pocket water lily)
Lineage: Eukaryota; Viridiplantae; Streptophyta; Magnoliopsida; Nymphaeales; Nymphaeaceae
Product: protein RADIALIS-like 3
Exons: 2
Coding region: 281-592 (103 amino acids)
Molecular function (GO): DNA-binding transcription factor activity
Source: RefSeq, a predicted model, not a curated record
UACGCAUGGUACUCGAAAUUUUUUGAGAUCGGGGGAUUCUGAUUCCCGCUCGUCUCCUUCCUUUUCCUCCUCGAGUACAAUUCCUUCUUCAUCUUCUGUGGCUUCAGAAACGAUCAGACAGCUCAAUCUUUAUUCUCUCUCUGAGAGAGGGGAAUCUCUCGCCUUGUUAUAAAUACCCAUUAUGACCGAAGACUUCUCUCACUGCAUCACAGCCACCUUCGGUUACUGAAGUCCCCCUCGUUUCCCUCCCUCCUGUGAUUAUCUUCACCCUCCCUCUUUAAUGGCCUCCCGUUCAGCUGCCUCUUCCUGGACUCCGAAGCAGAACAAAUCGUUCGAGAGGGCCUUGGCGGUGUAUGACAAGGAAACUCCCGACCGCUGGAAGAACGUGGCUGCAAUGGUAGGAGGCAAGACUGCGGAGGAAGUCAAGCGUCACUAUGAGCUCCUCAUGGAGGACCUUAGGUCCAUUGAGUCGGGCCAUGUGCCCUUCCCUAACUAUAGGUCCUCCAUCAAGGACACCAGGGGAAGGGCUACUGCUGGCUUGACAGAUGAGGACUACAGGCUGCUGAUGCAUUUGAAGUUGCAGCGUCAAUGAGCUGUUGAUAACAGGGAAGAUGGCCUUAGCUUUUGUUCAGUACCAUAUGGGUAUCUGUAUAUGGCCUUCUUCCUCGCUGCCUAGUGUGCUUUAGUUUAUGUGGUGUGGAUUGUGCUUGAAUAUAUCAUAGAAGGGGAGUUUCUUCUUCCAUGUUCUAUGAGUACUUAUAUAACAUGAAGGCACAUGAAACUUCAAAGUAUAUUAUAAAGAUAAUACUAUAAAAGAAAUCUGCUCAUGGAUGCCUAGGAAGCUUUUCGGCAUUCAUUAUUA